Myxocyprinus asiaticus (Chinese sucker) is the source of this 771-nucleotide messenger RNA. Its product is annotated as histone H2A, sperm. Gene Ontology annotation, molecular function: protein heterodimerization activity; DNA binding; structural constituent of chromatin. Lineage: Eukaryota; Metazoa; Chordata; Actinopteri; Cypriniformes; Catostomidae. The transcript is spliced from 2 exons. Gene Ontology annotation, cellular component: nucleosome. The record is from RefSeq and is a predicted model, not a curated record. The coding region runs from base 74 to 493 and encodes 139 amino acids.
AAAAAGGCGACGGUCAUAAACAACAACUGAACAGUUUCUGUGCUUUGUUUGUAGCUGAUAACUGUUGUUAAUCAUGUCUGGUCGUGGAAAGAAAAUGGUGGCGACCGCUGCAAAGACUAAAACAUCAGUGUCUCGAUCGACACGUGCGGGCCUUCAGUUCCCAGUAGGCCGCAUCGCACGUCUCCUGCGGAAGGGAAACUACGCAGCGCGUAUCGGCUCUGGCGCAGCGGUCUAUCUGACGGCGGUAAUUGAGUAUCUAUGCGCAGAGGUGCUGGAGCUGGCGGGCAACGCAAGCCGUGACAACAAGAAAAUGCGUAUUGCACCGCGUCACAUCCAGCUGGCGGUGCGUAAUGAUGAGGAGCUGAACACGCUGCUUGGAGGUGUCACAAUAUCUGAAGGAGGCGUUCUGCCCAACAUCCAAGCACAACUGCUGCCCAAGAAGACCAAAGCUGCCAGCAACACCAGCAAAGACGUCCAGUCACAAGACUUCUAAAUAAAACUCUUUUUAUUGUUUUAGCACUUUAACAUGAUUAAUAAAACUCCCUUUUCUUAAUGUCUGUGUGCUUUUGGUGUUUACUAAUCCUGAAGUCUGGUGUUCUGAUUAAGUAGAAACUUUUACAGAGAAGUGUAUGUGAAGAAUUCAUGGUACAAAGACUGCAUUUAUCAGUUACAAAUGGCUUUAUACCACAGCUGCAUUUAUUCUGAUGCUUCUAGAUGUUGGUGCUGCCUUUGACAUGGAUUCACAAUUCUAUUGGCUAGGUUUUAGAAUUG